AUGGAUUUUAUAUACAGUAAUGUUUAUGAUUUGACAUGUGAAGAAAUUAAAACAAAAUUUUUGAUGCGUCCAAUGGAUCAUCACGAUAAUUCACAAAAUAGUACUAAUAAUAUUAUAAAACGAGACAAUAGCAAUCAUUCAAGUCCAAUACCAUCAUCACCACCACCAAAUAAUAUACGUGUCAAUAGUAUUUUACGAGUGAUAACAAUAUUUGAUGAUAUUCGUACUGGUAAAGUCGUGGCAUAUGAUCCUCCAUCUAAUUUGGUUACAUUACAUAUAAAAGGUACAAAACCAGGUUCAACAUCUGUAGCUGUUAUUAAUCUCAAUCAUUGUCGUGAAUAUAUUGUUGAACAAGAACCUAAAGAUGAUAUACUUGAACCACUUUAUCCUAUUGAUAUUAGUAAAUUAAAAAAACGUCAAAUGGAAAAUGAAGCUGAAAAGAAAAAAGAAGCAUCUUUUAUUAAUGUAAAAGCAAGUCGAAUUGGUCAAGCACUUUUUCGAGAUAUAAAAAAAACAAUGAAUCAAGUAAUUCGUUGGUCAAAUAAUGAUAUUCUUAUUAAUAAUGCAGUACGAAUUGUUGAACCAUAUCGUGUAGAAAAUGUUUCAAUUGAUUCUCAAAUACAAUCAAAUACUACAACUAGUAUUAAAGCAUCAGCAAAAGGUGAUAAUGAUACUAAAACACAUAUUAUUAAAUUGGUAGAAAAAUUUUGGUCUGAUCAAUCAAAAUUAACUUCCAAUAUUGAUUCAACACGAACAACUAAAUCUGACAGUUCAAGUAAAACAACAACAACAACUGAUUCAACAUCAACAGCGUCAUCAAAUGAUGAUCAUCAAUCAUAUACAAUCGAAAUAAAAAUGGUUGAAAUAAGAAAUUGUUCAAAUAUUGCUAUUAAUCAAAUAUCAACAUCUAAUGUUAAUUUAAUUAAACAUAAUAAUACAGAUAAAGAUCAUUCACAUAAUGAAUUAUUAUUAAAUGUUUCAAAUUAUUCAUUUAUUCCAAAACAAACAUUAAUAAUGAAUUCUGAUCGUCUCACAGAUAAAAUAUAUCGAUUAGAAAAUAAACGAACUUCUUUAAGUUCACAAAUACAAUUUUUAAUUCAACAAUUAAAACAUGAACAUGAUACCAUUAAUAAAUCUAAACACUUACGACAACAACAAAAUCAAACAAACCUAGUCAAUCGAAAUCCAAUAAUGAAUCCUUCGAUUGAUAAUCAUCGUCGGGAACAACAACAACAACAAGAAACAAUACUUAAUUCAUUUGAUUUUUUCAAUGAAAUAAAUCAUUUUAAAAUUCGUCUUGAUACAUUAGAAAAAGAACGUUAUGAACUUGAAGAAAAAGUUCGACUACUUCAAGUAGAAAAUACAACUUAUAAAAAUCGUUUUAUUCAUGAAAAUAAUGAAUGGAUAGAAUCUCGACCAACAUCAAUACACAGUGGACAUACAAAUCUAUCAUCAUUUGCUGAAAAUGAUAUCGAACGUUUGAAACGACGUAUUGAAACUCUUGUGAAAUCAAAUGAUGAAAAAGAAAGAAAAAUAGACGAUUUGCAAACUCAAUUAACUAAAUAUCAUACGGUUACAAUAACACAGAUACCAUCAAUUAACACAAACAAAGUUGAUAAUUCUAUAAAUAAUUCUAAUAUUCAUAAAUGUUCGUACGAAGCAGACGGUGAGAUAUCAGAUUCAAAUUCAUUACCAUCUCUUAAUAGUGAUAAGGAUUCCAAAUUAUCUCAGAAACCUUUAUUAUCAACAUAUAAUGAUCAUGAUUCAUUUACAAAUUCAUAUCAAAAUCCAUUAAGUAAAUUAAAACUUGACGUAUUAUAUCGUGCUGCAAGUGCUGAACCAAUGUUGAUUCGAGAAUUUACAAAUACUCCUAUUCAUGAUACAUCAAAUAAAAAACGAACGCGUCCAUCAAAUGAUCGAAUGAAUUAUAAAUAUGAUCGAAGUGGUUAUGUAUCCGAUGGACCAAGUCGAAAAUAUUCUGCAUAUAAAAGAUCUUCAUCAACUAAUUUAGAUAAAAAUAAAUCAUCAAGUAUUAAAGGUUUAAAAAAUAUAUUUGGAAGAAUUAUUCGAACAAAUUCAGGACAUUUUAAAGAAGAUGAUGAACAAAAAUCACAAUGUUCAUUUCAACGUCAAGAUUUAAGAACUACAAUUAAUUAUGAACAAAAUUCAUCAAAAUCACUUAGUCCAAUAGAAGCAAAAUUUGUCCGUUGGCAACCAGAACAAAUUGUUAAUUGGUUAUAUGGUAUUGGUCUUGGUCAAUAUGCAAGUGAAUGUCGAAAAUAUUUUAAAAAUGGUUUACAAUUAUUACAUACAACACCACAAGAAUUAGAAAAAAAAAUGGGUAUGCGUAAUCCAUUACAUCGAAAAAAACUUCAAUUAUAUUUAAAUGGUCUAUGUACAGGACAAACAGAAAUUAAUUAUCUUGAUACACAUUGGGUUCUAAAAUGGCUUGAUGAUAUUGGUUUACCACAAUAUAAAGAAUAUUUUGCUGAAUCAAAAGUUGAUGGUCAAGUACUUAACAAUUUAACUCUUGAAGAUCUUAUUAAUUUAAAUAUAACAAAUGAACUUCAUCAUUUAAGUAUAAAACGUUCAAUACAAAUAUUACGUUAUAAUAAUUUUAAUCCAAUCUAUAUAAGACGACGUCCAACUUCCGAUGAUAAAAAUGAUAUAGAUGAAAUAAUGUAUUGGUCUAAUCAUCGUAUUAUGGAAUGGUUAAGAUCAAUUGAUCUAUCGGAAUAUGCACCAAAUUUACGUGGAUCUGGUGUUUGUGGUGCUCUCAUUGUUCUUGAAAUACGUUUUAAUGUUUCAACUCUAGCAGAAAUUUUAUCAAUUCCAACAUCAAGAACUUUAUUAAGACGACAUUUAUCAAUGCGUUUUCAAGAAUUAAUUGGUAAUGAUUUACAAAAUCGUAAAAAUCAAUAUGAAAAAUCUCCUAAUUGUCAACCAUUAACAUUACAUACAAAAAUAAAAUUUUCACGUGGAUUAUUUUCUCAUCGACGAACACGUUCAAUUGAUGUUGAUGAUCUUGUUUGUCCAAUGAAUGACAAUACUAUAAUUAAUGGAAUAUCACCGUGUCUUAAACGAUAUCAACGAAAAGAAUCAUCAAUGGUUGAUGAUUUCGAAGAUGAACUUGUCCUUACACAUGAUAGUCCAACAACAGUUGUUUAA
Messenger RNA from Rotaria sordida, 3168 nucleotides. The record is from the annotation of a GenBank genome assembly. Lineage: Eukaryota; Metazoa; Rotifera; Eurotatoria; Philodinida; Philodinidae.